Molecule: messenger RNA, 1766 nt
Organism: Lactuca sativa (garden lettuce)
Lineage: Eukaryota; Viridiplantae; Streptophyta; Magnoliopsida; Asterales; Asteraceae
Product: E3 ubiquitin-protein ligase At1g63170
Molecular function (GO): zinc ion binding
Source: RefSeq, a predicted model, not a curated record
AUUGAUCGAAGGGUUGGGCCUUUGGGGCAUGAACGUUUGACUUUUGCUCAAAAUUCCCCCUUUUGACCGGUUUCUCAACAAACAGGGGAUAAAAGCUGUGAUUCUUUCUUGGGGAAGAAAAUAAAAAGAGAAUUUAACCGCAACUAAGGUCCUUUUUUCUACAAAAAUCCUUUAAUUGACCUCGAAUCACUGCUUACAUAUUGCAGGAAUCGUGAAGGAGACUAAAGCAUCUGUUCUUGAUAACGCCAAUUAUGCGAUUGUUUCCUCCCUAACUUUCACCAAACUAGAAUGGCUGUAACUGUAACCCCCGAAGAACAGAACAUAGACCAUGCAACAGACAGUUUCCCCUUGCUCAUCGAGAGCCGAGUACACCAUGAAAAUGAACAUAUAAUCGAUUUGGAAAGAGGUGAUGAUGAUGAUGAUGAUGAUGCUUCUUCCUCAUCAAACGCAUCAACUAAUUCUCUUUCUCAUGGCUUAUCAAACAGCCCUAGAGCUUCCACUUCUCAACUGAUUCGAUCAUCAUCCAGUGGUUCAACUUCAAAUGGAGUUGGAAGGAGAGGAGAAGGGUUUGGGAGGCGAAGAUGGAGCCCAUUCGACACACUGCUAUGGAUUUCAAUCGAAUUAGUGUUCACUUUGGGGCAAAUCAUUGCAUCCAUUGUUGUCUUAUGUAUAUCACAAAAGGAGAACCCACAGACUCCAUUGUUUGCUUGGAUUGUGGGGUAUGCAGCUGGAUGUUUUGCAAGUCUUCCAUUUUUAUACUGGCGAUAUCUCCAUAGAAAUCAAUCUACUGAACCAGGGUCAAGUCAAGCUAGACAACCACCUUCUGAAGCUAACCAUACACCAGAACCAAAUUCUUAUAUCACAAUCUCCUUUGCUCGUUCUUCAGAAGAGGAAACACGUCCACCCACAUCUCCAGACACUUGGAAUGGUCUUAAUGUGGGGUCCAAUGCCAGGCUUAGUAUGCUUGUGGACCAUUUCAAAAUGGCUUUAGAUUGCUUCUUUGCUGUAUGGUUUGUAGUUGGAAAUGUCUGGAUAUUUGGAGGACAUUCAUCCUCUGCUGAUGCUCCCAAUUUGUACAGGCUAUGUAUAGUGUUUCUUACGUUUAGCUGUAUUGGAUACGCGAUGCCUUUCAUUUUAUGUGGAAUGAUUUGUUGCUGUUUGCCUUGUAUCAUUUCAAUCCUUGGUGUUCGUGAGGAUAUGAAUCAAAUGAGAGGAGCAAGUGAAGAUUCCAUCAGUGCUUUGCCAACACACAAAUUUAAACUAAAGAAAAACACAAAUAAUAAUAAUAAUAAUGAAAUGAUGAAAGAUGAUGAUUCAGGUGUUGAUGAAGGUGGGAUUCUAGCAGCAGGAACUGAAAAAGAACGUGUCAUUUCUGGGGAAGAUGCUGUUUGUUGCAUAUGUCUGGCAAAAUAUGCGGAUAAUGAUUUGUUGAGAGAGCUUCCUUGCACGCAUUUCUUCCAUAUACAAUGUGUAGACAAAUGGCUGAAGAUCAAUGCAUCUUGUCCAUUAUGCAAGUUUGAGAUUGGGGGUAGUAACGACAAUUCAUCUACAGAAGACUCGAAUCAGCAACAAGCAUGAAAAAUCAAAGGAAUUUAACUAAACUUGAACGUUAUGUUGUUGGUGUAAUCAGAUGAGAUUCUUUUGAGUUGAGUUAAAAUGUUAAAUAUGAAUGUCUUUUUCUCUUUUUAUUUACUGUUUACCAAGUUAGGUAUAUGUACAGAUGAAUUGAAUCGAACUAAAUGUGUAAUAAACGUACAUUUUUCCAA